AAGAAUCACCUGUCAUGGCGUCUCUACGCCUUUGAGACAUAACCUACGAAAUACGAUAAAUAUGUGCUUUUAAAUAAGUGUAAAGGAAUAAAACUAUACUAUUUUUAAGUGCAAUAAAUCAGUGUUAAAGAAAAAAUAAUAUUAGAUUUUAAAAUAUGGCUCUUGAACCUUUGUUGGAAAUCGAUUACGAUUAUAUAAAACUUAAUCAACUAUACGACGAGUGUCUCGAUUAUUUAGAAAAAUCGAAUAACAAUGAAUCGGAAAGCGAAGAAAGUGUACAAAGUGGUCAUGACGAUUAUGAAACUGUAGAAUCAUUGGAAGAUGUACAAAAAGAAAAUCAGCCUGAAAUCGGUUUUAAAGUUAUCAAUGAAUUAAAAUCGAUGGAAAGUUUAUCGAGUGAAACUAAAUCGGAGAGGUUAAGGAAAUUGUCGCAACAAUUACCUAAAAUUAUAAUAACACAGAGCAAUAAUAGUUUGAAUUUGGAACGUGACCAGGAAAAACCGUUAGUAGAAAAUCUUUUACCGGUGAAGAAUUAUUUAAAGAAACCACCUGAGAGUUGUAGAUUUAUAAAUGAUACAAAACAUCAGCCGUUUUAUCGCAACCGCACUGCUUACGGCGAUUUCCCUAAACGUUUGGUCUCAAAGAAUGGCGUCGAGAACGUUGCUCUCAUUUCCAACGUUCCCUUCGAGAAGAUUCGAUUGCUUAAUGAUGCGUUCCAUACAUUGAUCAAUCUCCGUUGGCGUUGGAUUGUUAUCGGGACAGUAAUCGUGCAUUUCGCUAUCUGGCUGGUGUUCGCUGUCUUCUGGUAUGUGACAGCGCUGGCUCACUACGACUUCGAGCCAGACCCUCCUUCACGCAGUUGUGUUACUGGCGGCAAGGAUUUUGUCACUAUAUUCCUCGCCUCUGUUGAAGCUCAGACUACUAUCGGUUUCGGAGACCGUGCUAUAGAUGAAGAGUGUCCAGAAUCGAUAUUUCUUUUUAUAAUGCAGUUAAUUCUGGGCACUGGUCUGUCGGGUGUUCUGACGUGUGUUGUGUACGCGAAGCUGACAAGGCCAGAGAAACUGUCCAGAGAUGGCGUUGGCUUCAGUAAAAAAGCUGUCGUUUCUUUACGCGACGGCAAACUGUGUCUGAUGUUUCGAGCUUGGGACCUCAACUACGACCACAUCAUCAGUUCCGAGUUCACCGCGCACUUCGUCAGCACAUAUCGGUAA
This is a messenger RNA of Papilio polytes (common Mormon), 1211 nucleotides long. Its product is annotated as G protein-activated inward rectifier potassium channel 2-like. The record is from RefSeq and is a predicted model, not a curated record. Gene Ontology annotation, biological process: potassium ion import across plasma membrane; regulation of monoatomic ion transmembrane transport. The transcript has 6 exons. Gene Ontology annotation, molecular function: inward rectifier potassium channel activity. Gene Ontology annotation, cellular component: plasma membrane. NCBI's taxonomy places the organism in Eukaryota, Metazoa, Arthropoda, Insecta, Lepidoptera, Papilionidae. The coding region runs from base 156 to 1211 and encodes 351 amino acids.